AUGGAAAGAGGAGAACCAUCAUCCGCAGCAGAAAGAUCACCAAAGAAUAAAGAGCAUCCGCCUAUCGAUGAAGCCAUUGCUCUCAUUAUCUCUGGUCAGACAAACGCAGAAAACGUAGCUACCUUAGACACGUUGACAACAGCUCAAUUACUCUCCUAUACGUCUGACGGCCUCGAUCCUUUAACUGUGUUGAAUCCAGUAACACACUCUUUGGCCUAUUUGUAUUUCAUUGGAGCAAGAAGCAAGGAUGCCACAGCAAGUAAUGGAAAGCAUUUGUUUGAGAUGCUUAGUCACUUUAUCCAGGUAUUUGAUCCUGAGCAGAUUCAAGCAGCACCUACUCGAUUCACCAUCAUUGGAAAGGCUUUAUUGCAUCUUACCAAAGUCCUGAAACAGCCUCUUUUACCGCUGCAAUCAUUCAAAACUGCCAUUGAGCGAUUUUCAUUAAACCAACCCACAUUGACAUCGCUUCAUGCACCCUUCAUUCGAGCCUGCAUUUCAGCGAAACAAUAUAGAUUUCCUCUGGAUUUAUUGAAUCGAGACAUUGAAAUUUUGGAUACCACAAAAAACGACAUCAAUAUCCAACGCUUCCUGGAAUACUACUAUUAUGGAGCUCUCGUCUACAUAGGCAACUUGAACUAUGAUCGUGCCUUGGACUUUUUAUCCAUCGCCAUCUCAGUACCCACUCAAAAAGCGAUCAGUGCUAUUCAAGUAGCAGCCUACAGGUACUUUGUGCUCGCUUCAUUGAUUGUGGAUGGACAAGUGCGCACACUGCCUAAAUAUACAGCUCAGGGGGUAGAGAAGGUCUGUAGAACGCAUGCCAGCGCUUAUUUGAGCUUGGUCAAGGCAUUCACAGACACCGAUCUCGCCAUGUUUCAUGAUGUGGCAUCCAAGCAUUCAGGCAUUUUUGAAGCAAACAAGCACAUGGGGCUAGUGAAGCAGUGUUUACAGUCGCUGCGUCGCAAAAUCAUCAAGGAGCUGACAAACGUGUAUAUUACAGUUGGAUUGAACGAAAUGGCAGAGAAAAUUGGAGGUGUUACAGCUCGAGAAUUGGAGCUGAUUCUGAUCGAGAUGAUUAACCAAAAGCAAGUAUCGGCUACCAUGUCCAUCACUGAGCAGCAUGUCAAGAUGGUCCAUUUCAUUGAUCAACCCGACAAGAAGGAGAUCAACUUGGAGGAUCGCAUAUUCAGCAUUGCUGCCAUCAAUGAGCGUGUGUCUAUCAUGAACAAAUUGGAAGGCUUGAAUCGAGAUUUCCAGACAAAGUACAUGACGCUCAGUGCCAACGGUGGUCAAUUAGCUUCUGCUUCGUAUGAUGAAGAUUUCGACAUUUCAGUGGAUGAUGACAAUAAGGCUUUCUCUUGA
Molecule: messenger RNA, 1359 nt
Organism: Mucor velutinosus
Lineage: Eukaryota; Fungi; Mucoromycota; Mucoromycetes; Mucorales; Mucoraceae
Exons: 8
Coding region: 1-1359 (452 amino acids)
Biological process (GO): ubiquitin-dependent protein catabolic process
Cellular component (GO): COP9 signalosome
Source: RefSeq, a predicted model, not a curated record